UGUAAAUAGCUCAAUCUAAUCGAUAAACAUUUUCAUUCCGUGAAUAUUCAGACGUAUAAAAAUGUCGUGCCUGUUUAUAAAAUAAACACAGAGUCAAUAAACGUUCUAAUGCUAUAAAACAUGGGUGUCAGUGAUUGCAAAAUCAAAGUGGUGCAUUACCUAUAUAAAUCUGAUAAAUAUUUAUAAUAAUUGGACUAAAUAACAAUGAAAAUGGCGGAUAACUCGUUAAUGAUAUUUAAGAACAAUUUCAAAUCUAUUAAUAGUAACUGUGUCGAGGUUGAGAGCAACGUAAUUGCAAAAAUAUCUUCUGAUGACAAUGAACAAGCAAUAUCAAUAAACGAAUCAGAGGACGGUACCAUUAACAUUAGUUCUGACGUUUCCACGCAAGAGGAGGCUGUAGAGGAAUAUUUGGCGGGAAAUAAUAAGACUGAAUUCAAUGAUGAGUUCCUAGCUUGCACUAAUGUCCACGAUGGGAUAUCUUUUAAAUCUGAAAAUGUCUUAGAAAUCGACAACGACGAUGAUAAUGAAAACUUAAUUCUAGAAAAGUCGGUUAUUAAUCUCCGCCGAUUGCGAAAGAAAUGCAAUGUAAAUAAUUACAUGGUUAGAAAUUUGAAAAAGAGGAGCAUCAGAUGUUUAAAUAAAAUGCAGAUCAUGGAAAAUGUUGUGGAGGGAUGCAACGUCCAGCCAUCCUCUCCAGGCCAUGCAGAAGAACGAAGUGAAGAUAUAAAAGUAAAAACCGAAAUCAAAUCGGACGAAAACCAAAAAGAACUAACCAAAGACAAUGAAGAACUUAAGGCACAAGAUGAAAAUUCAUCUGAGAAAACGAAAACCGAAAAUAUAUCCAAUGGGCUGAAGGAAGAACCUGAUUCCAGUGAAAUACAAGAUGAAAGUUACAGUAAUAACAGUUCGCCAAAAUCUGAUAAUAAACGAAAAUCUGAAAGUCAAGAUUACCCGGUUAAAAGACUGAAAACAGAAAUACAAGAAAAUUUCGUUUGUCGAGACAAAAUCAUCACCGAUUUUAUUGAAAUGGCCGACUGCACUAAUCUAGACCAAAUAAACUCGUUUAGCGAACAACUUCUUGUUGAAAUAAAAACACUAAAUGAAUUUGCUAAAGAGAAAGAAAGAGAAUGGAACAAUAUUAUUCAUCUUAAGAAACUUAAAGAAGAACUGCUCCUUAGAAUGCAAAGGAAGAAGCAAAUUAUAAUAAUUUCCGAGAAAUCAGACUAUGCAGAUUUAUUAAAUGAAUCUCAAAAUGGAACAAUCGAAGAACGUUUAAGAAAUGUAUCACCUCAAAGUAUCUUAAAAUCAAAUCUUAGUAGCCAGCAUAAAACUUAUAUGAAUGCUUCAAAUGUUAAUGGUAAUCUACAACGCCAAAAACAAAUGAUUUACAAUAAAACUCAGAAUAAUCUUGAUCUAAACGGACAAGGCAAAAGACUUACGCUGGACGUACAGUCCAUUAUUGCAGAUUAUAGACAAAGGCAUCCAGAAUCUGUACCUCGAAGAGGAAGAAGGAUCCGGUGCUCACAAAGCGAUGGCUCCAAUAAAAACAGUAUUAUGAACUUUUCUUCAAUGGCCCUAGGAAGUGGAGCUCAAGUCAGACAAGGUGAUGUCUCCAGUGAUAUUGGACUAUUGUUGAAUACAAUUAAUAUGAGCCGACAAGAUGCCAACAAAUUGCAAAAUUUUGAUUCUUCAGGUGCUCAAGAUACUGUAUCGUUCAAGGACAUGCUGUUGCAAUUUGCCAAACUAUCCCAAAAUGAGAGAAACGAACUGAUUCAAAAUGCUAUUAAGCCGCCUCCUCCUUAUCCUGAAGUUACAGUACAUCCUGUUCCUACUUCUACACCCCCACCAACUCAGACGAAUUCACUUCUGCAUGGUAUUUUAACUAAGACUCCUUCCAAACCAAACACAAAGACUUCAUUUAGUCCGACGUUGGCAAGACUUCUUACAGCUCCAGAAAGAAAUGCUAGCAACCUCUCUAUAGGCGCAUCUCCAAUCACAAAUACCACAGCUCACCCUUCAAAUAUGUCCAUAUCGGAAAUAUUAUCUACUAGUAAGGCUUGUAACGAAAUCACUAUAACCCCCGUUGACAGUCAGUAUGAAUCUACACCAAUUAAAGGAAAAAAUGUGGAGGAAGAAGAGACUGAAGAUAGUGCAGACAGAUUAGUUAUAGAUGAAAAUAACGAUGUCGACGGGAAAAAACAAAACAAUUCUGACAAUAAUUCUGAUGGUGGUGAUGAUGUACCUCUGUGUCAAGGCUGUAAUCAAAAAUCGGCUCAAUUUGUAUGCGCUGGUUGUGGAAACCAGUGGUAUUGCAGUCGAGAUUGUCAGGUUAACGCUUGGGAUGAACAUUCUGAAGUUUGCUCCGGCUGAAAAUUGCAAGUUGAGAAGAUCAAUUCCUCUUCCAUAAUUUAUUUAGACUAUUUUUUUCAGCUAGUAGCUGUUUAGUUUAAUAGUAAGCGAUAUUGAUUACCAUAUUUUUAUAUUUAUAUUAUAAAGCAAUCAAAUUGUUUUAUUGUAAUCAAACCUCAUAUCUAUAGAAUUCUGUGUGAAUGAAAACAUUUUAAAUGACUAGAGUUACUCUCCACGUCUUGUAAUAGUAUUACAAUCAAUUUUCACGUAUGUUUUCCAUGAAUGAAUAUUUUCAAGAAAAUAGUGAAAGCAUGAUAUUUUUUCUAAACAUUUUUAUAGCUAUCAAUUUAAUUUAAAAAUAAUCGUAAGUCUACUUUCUGUUCUUCUCGAAUUGUUUAUUCUAGCUCUACUUACAUUCAUGUUUCAAGAUUUAUAAUUAUUUCAAAUAGUAUAUAUCAUUGUGAGGAACCCAUCUAAAAAUAAAUUAUAUAUAAUUUAAUAAUAAUGUUUCUGAGCAUUUGUAGGUAAGACACAGUUAAUAUUUGUUCCUAUAUUUAUGUAAUAUUGGAUUGUUUAGUUACUAUAUUUUGAUGCUGCAUAUUGAUAAAUUUAAUGAGAAAAUAUACAAAGUUUUUCCAUUCUCUUAUUAUUGCUUCUACCUUGUGACAGUAAGGUCUUAAUGGUGAUUUAUUUUAAUUUAGUAGUUAUAAAUAAACGAAAAUAUUUUAAAACUUUCUUUGAAUUAAAAAACAUCACAGCUGAUCUUUGUCAAACUUUGACAUGACAUAAUAUUUAAUGACAAUGAACAAAAAAUAUACAAAUAAUAAUAUAAACAACAUAUCGAACAGAGAAGUACUCUAUUACCAUGGUCUCUAUAACAGCCGAGCGUCAAGGUAGAUUAGCGAGGUGCGAAGCACCCGAUGAAUUCAACAGACGCGAGGUUAGAAUGAGUUCCCGAGAUAUGUACACGCUUUAACUCACAAUCUACUAUUAGUAAUUUUAUAUACGUUUCAAAUAAUAUUGGUAUUAAUUUGAUAAAUGGUUCUAAGGACGAUACUUGUGAGACCCUUGCUUGACAAUACUGCCGUGUUAAUUCAAAGUGCAAUUUUCCUUGAAAUAAAGAUACGACCACUACGCCUGACAACAAUGUAUUUUUUGAUGAUCUCUAUAAUUUUCAUGGAUAUAUAUUCUAUAAAAUCCGAGAUUUAACGCUUAGAAAUUUGGGCGUAAGUGAGUUUUCUUGAAAAAUCGAUUUUUCUCACGUUCAUAUAAAAACAGAUACGGCCAUUUGAAUUAACACGGCAGAAUAUAACAGUUACAUAUUAAACGGCACUUUUUUAAUAAUAAAAUUGUCUUUACAUACUUACAAAUAUGUCCUACAGCUAGCCUAAAUGUACCCGACUAGGUAUAAAGGAAGGACUCGUAAAGUCGCAGGAAAAUGUGUUCCAUUCUGACACCACUGUCAUUUGACCAGACGCGUAUCAUGUUGGAAAUAAAAUGAACUUUUAAUUAUGUUAUUAGUACCUACUUUAUUGAUCAUUUUAGGUACAAAGCAAGUUCAAAGCGUAAAAAUUAAAAUAAAUGAGGAACAAUACAUAAGACACAAGAAAAAUAUAUAUACAAGAUAUGCCACGGAGUCUGGUGGGUAAACUACAA
Molecule: messenger RNA, 4005 nt
Organism: Psylliodes chrysocephalus
Lineage: Eukaryota; Metazoa; Arthropoda; Insecta; Coleoptera; Chrysomelidae
Source: the annotation of a GenBank genome assembly